AUGAUUUUGAAACGUAUUUUGAUAAUAUCACAGAUAUCUCUUAAAAAUUGGACAUAAGCUUGGUAGUAUAUUAGUAUUCAUAAUUUAACCAAUUACUUUUAAUAAGGAAGGAUUAAAUAUUAAAAUAAAAGGAUGAGAAUGAUUUAGAUCAAAUCCAUAUUGAAAUAUUAGCAUAAGAAUAUCAUCCUGUUUCAGGAAAUAAAAAUAAUAGGAAAAUAAGGAGAUAAUUUCUUAUCUUUAAAGAAUCUAUAAUAAGUUAGAAGGAGAAGCAAAUGAGUUUUUUUGUUGGAUUAAAAAGAAAGAAUAAAAGGUGUUAUGCUUCAAAAGGAAAAGUAGGUCUGUAAAAAAUAAAGAGAAAAUGUUAUGAAGUUGUGAUUAAAUAGAACCUAGAUUCCAAUAUAUGUAUCCCUACCAUCAUUGAAGGAUCUAAAACAUAAUUUAAUUGAUUAAGCAUUAGAAUCGGAAAAUUAUACUUUGAUAGCAAAUAAGAGAAUUUAAAGAGGUAGAGAAUCAAAAAAUUUACAUAUUGUCUUAAUUCAUGAGAGCUAUGAUGAAAUGAAGUAAGAUUGUUUGGAGUGGUUAGUUUAAGAAUUUAACAUUCAUAAAUCUGGAUUAAAUGUUAAAGUAUUUAAUAAAGUUUAUAAUCAUUAUCAGUUUGCUAUUCUUCUUUAUUUUCUUGAAAAAUAUAUCCGAUAGUCUUUAAUUAGCAAUCUUAUUUUAUUUUAUAGAUAGCUCAUUUCAUCAUUUUUAAAUGUUAAAAUUAUUAUAACUUUAAGGCAAGUAAUACUUAACUCUAUUGAAUAUUAAACUUUGUUAUAUUGAAAACGCAUAUCAACUUUAAAAAAAGUUGAGUUUUUGCCUUAUAAUACAAAUUAAAGUAAUGAAUAUUUAACUUAAUAUUCAAAAGUAAGUGUAAAACGAAUUUUAUGAGUUUCUAAAGUAAUUAAAAGCACAAAGUGUUUUAUUUAAUGAAUUUAAUAUUAUUUGGAAUAAAAAAAUUGAAUAAUCUAUAAAAAGAUAUUAAUCAAGAAUUAAGAUAAAAAACAAUUAUUUUAAUCAAAAGAUACAGAAAAAAUUAAAUAAAAGAUUUAGCAUAUUCAAUUUUUUUAAUUAUUUAGAGCUGAUUAAAUGA
Molecule: messenger RNA, 1132 nt
Organism: Paramecium sonneborni
Lineage: Eukaryota; Ciliophora; Oligohymenophorea; Peniculida; Parameciidae
Source: the annotation of a GenBank genome assembly